GUAUAUAACAGACACAUAUUGUGUUACAAACGAAACAAGUCAAGCAAGUAAUAACAAUUAAACAAAAAUGGCUUCCAAAACCAAAACCUCUCCAUUACUGCUAUUCUUUGUCCUCUGUUUUCUAUUUAAUCUCCGACUCUCCGCCGCUCAAACCGUCGUCAAAGGAUCAUACUGGUUCUAUGGCACCGAGUUUGAGGUUUCAAACAUUAACUCGUCUCUUUUCACCCACCUUUUCUGUGCUUUUGCCGACCUCAAUUCCACCACAUACCGAGUCACCAUUCCCAACUCGGUUUCAACUCAGUUCUCCACAUUCACCACAACUGUCCAACGAAAGAACCCUUCCGUGAAAACCCUUUUGUCCAUAGGUGGAGGGGGAGCCAGUGCCUCUGUCUUCGCUGCCAUGGCAAGUCAACCAAGUCGCCGGAACUCGUUCAUCGACUCGUCCAUAAAGCUAGCCAGGAGUUAUAACUUCCAUGGCCUCGACCUCGACUGGGAGUACCCCUCGACUGCGACGGAGAUCGCCAACUUCGGAAAACUUCUCCUCGAGUGGAAAGCAGCCGUCGCCAACGAGUCCCGGACGUCCGGCAAGUCUCAAUUACAUUUAUCGGCGGCGGUUUUCCGGGCACCGAACUACUAUUCACUAGAUUUGCCUGUUCGAAAUAUAUCAAACAGUUUGGAUUGGAUAAACGUAAUGAGUUACGAUUUCUACGGUCCCGGCUGGUCGCCGAACUAUACAGCGCCGCCGUCCGGUCUGUACAACGCGACGGCGAGUCAGGCCAACGGCGCUGCAGGAAUCAGAAAUUGGAUUCAGGCGGAAUUUCCAGCGAGAAAGAUAGUCUUUGGGAUGCCGUUUUACGGCUACGCUUGGCGUUUGGUGAACGCUAAUAACAAUGGACUUUUUUCUCCGGCAAACGGAGCCGCCCUAUCGACGUCCGGGGACAUAGGCUAUAAUGGGAUAAGGAGCUUUAUAAGCUCUAAUGGAGCUCGGUGUGUUUACAACGCGACGGUGGUGAGUGAUUAUUGCUAUUCCGGGACGACUUGGAUUGGUUACGAUGAUGUAAAGAGUGUCUCUACCAAAGUUGCCUAUGCUAAGAGCCAAGGAUUGCUUGGCUAUUUUUCUUGGAACGUUGGAUCUGAUUACAAUUGGACUCUUUCCCAAACAGCUUUUAGUACAUGGGGAGCCUAGGGGAUUUGGAGUUUUGAGCUUCGGGUUGCUGAGAGGCACUAUUGCCCUUAUAUUAUUAUACAACUAUUAAUAAAUUUGCCGAACUUAAUAGUACGGUUUACCUAUAUAUAUAUAUGUAUACACAUGAUACAUUUAUAAUUCUAUCAAUCAUUAAUAUAUAGCUACACUAAGUGAAUCUUACUAUAGAAUAA
Messenger RNA from Humulus lupulus (European hop), 1377 nucleotides. Its product is annotated as class V chitinase-like. The coding region runs from base 68 to 1186 and encodes 372 amino acids. Gene Ontology annotation, biological process: carbohydrate metabolic process; chitin catabolic process. The transcript is spliced from 2 exons. Lineage: Eukaryota; Viridiplantae; Streptophyta; Magnoliopsida; Rosales; Cannabaceae. The record is from RefSeq and is a predicted model, not a curated record. Gene Ontology annotation, cellular component: extracellular region. Gene Ontology annotation, molecular function: chitin binding; chitinase activity.